Messenger RNA from Raphanus sativus (radish), 1126 nucleotides. Its product is annotated as ARGOS-like protein. Lineage: Eukaryota; Viridiplantae; Streptophyta; Magnoliopsida; Brassicales; Brassicaceae. Bases 314 to 700 code for a protein of 128 amino acids. Gene Ontology annotation, biological process: positive regulation of organ growth. The transcript is spliced from 2 exons. The record is from RefSeq and is a predicted model, not a curated record.
GAAAAAAUCUGUAAAUUCACUGAACCUUCCUCUCUUUCCUGUUUCUUCUCUGAUUCUACAGUCCAACAGCAAAUAUUUAUUUAUUUUUAUUUGCUACUUGUGUUCUUCAUUUUUAUAUCCUUUACCAGUUUAUCAUAUCAAACCACACCCACUUUCUUUCUUCUUCUGUACUUUCCUUACAAAGAGAGGUUUCUCUAGCCCAGUAUUAAGUUUCGACCUUUAAACCUUCAUCAUCAUCUUCUUCUCGCUGAAGUAGUCUGGCUAGUUCCACCAUUGGAGUUAUUCAAGAAGGCUACAUUGUAAACAUUUUUAGAUGAUCCGUGAAAUCCCCAAUCUACAAAACGACACCGUAAGCAUUCAAGACCAUACUCGGAGCCACAUCAAGAACAGAAACACCAUGGACAUGAGAAGAGAUAACCGAAAAGACAUGACCUUUCGUGGACCAACUCAAGCUCCUCAGAUGAUGAGUAAGCAAGAAUAUUUUCAGACAUUGUCGUCUCAGAACGGUACGAGGAGACUAAUAACUAAAUCGAGUUACUUCAGUUUGGAGUCAAUGGUUGUCCUUGUUGGUCUCACAGCAUCGCUCUUGUUCCUUCCGUUGAUUCUUCCACCGUUGCCUCCUCCUCCUUCCAUGCUGCUUCUGAUUCCUAUUGUGAUUAUGUGUGAAGAAGAAGCGUUGACCAAGAAAAGAGGAAGGUGAAACUGCAAUACCGCCAUGAGCUUGUGACUUAUGUAUACUUAUUUCUGCGUCCACUCUCUAUUCAGUGAGUGGCAUGUAAGCCAUUGCAACCGUCAAUGGAGCUGGGAGAUUCUAUAAACAUAUAGCAGACUGGCCAAUCUUCAAACUGGUUAACGAUUAAAUGAAAUACUUUUAAAAGUUAAAAGUUCUAUUUAUAUAUUUAGACGUUUCUUUUGAAAUUAUAAACUCUAAAUUUAGCAGAAUAUCUAAAAAUUAAAGUGUUUUGUACUAUAAUUUAGUACUAGAUUUUGACCCGCGCUUCGAAAGCGCGGGUAUUAUUUUUCAGUUUUAUGAAAUAUAUUAUUUGUUUGUAGUUAUUGAAUGUAUUUAUCAUAGUGAAAUUUUCUUUAUAAUAAAUUCGACACAUAGAGUGUCUCUGGUAAACUA